Messenger RNA from Prunus armeniaca (apricot), 327 nucleotides. The record is from the annotation of a GenBank genome assembly. Lineage: Eukaryota; Viridiplantae; Streptophyta; Magnoliopsida; Rosales; Rosaceae.
AUGGGAGGAGGAUGGGGCCACAGCACUUGGAAAAAGUGGUAUGAUAAUUGCUUAAGUGAUCAAUGGAAGAAUGGUUCGAAGAAGAAGUCUGAUGCAAAUGGCGGGAAGAAUAUGAAAAUUGAUCAUUUGCAGCCUAAGAAACAACUCGGAAGAUCUAAUCUUGUUGAUAACUGUUUGAUUGCCUCUCAUUUCAUUUACAAUCUUGCACAUACAAAGUCAAAUCUUUUUAUGGACCAAGUUGAGUUUGAGCCCGCUCAGCAUUGGAGUGCAAACAUUCUAAAAGCUGACGAACACCAUUCCGACAAGAAUUCUCAAGAAUGGUUAUGA